AGCCAGGGGGCGGAAGUGGCUCAUAAUCCUGGGGAGCUGCGGCGGCGAAGGCGGCGGAACAACAGCAGGAGCCACAGCUGGCGCCUCAGGGGCGGUUUGGGCCUCUUUUCCCCUUUCCCCUGCCCCGCUCGGGCCCCGCGGGCUCGGGAGCCCCUCCAGGGCGGGCCCUAUGAGUGUGUCGCUGGUGGUCCUUCGCUUGGAGCUGGCCGAGACUUCGCCCGUGCCGGGCGGCUUUCCUUACAGCGCGGCCGCCACUGAAAUGUCUGAUGAGGAAAUCCAGGAGAAAUCACUAGCAGCUGCCACAGCCUCCUUAGACGGAAAGGAGCCUGUCGAGAAAGCAGCUAUCAUUCACCAGCACAUUGGCCGCAGGGAGAUGACUGAUAUGAUCAUUGAAACUAUAAAGCCUGAUGCAGAAGCGUUGAAAGCAGUGAUGGAGGAAGGCAAAGCGUCUGAGGCAUCCUCCCCCGAUGACCGGAGUAAACAUAAUGGCCAAAGUGGGGGUGUUGGGACAGCCCUGGAUUCCCCCUCGAAGCAGCUUCCAGACCAGAUUUCCUUUUUCAGUGGAAACCCGUCAGUUGAAAUAGUUCAUGGCAUCAUGCACCUCUACAAGACAAACAAGAUGACCUCCUUGAAAGAAGACGUUCGGCGCAGUGCCAUGCUGUGUAUUCUCACGGUGCCUGCCACGAUGACCAGCCACGACCUCAUGAAGUUUGUGGCUUCCUUUUAUGACGUCAUCGAGCACAUGAAGAUCAUACGAGACUCCACCCCAAACCAGUACAUGGCCCUGAUCAAAUUUAGUACACAGGCAGAUGCCGACAGCUUCUACAUGACUUGCAAUGGCCGGCAGUUCAAUUCCAUAGAAGAGGAUGUUUGCCAGCUGGUCUACGUGGAGAGGGCAGAGGUCUUCAAGUCAGAAGACGGGGCCAGUCUUCCUGUCAUGGACCUGACUGAGCUCCCCAAGUGCACUGUCUGCCUAGAGAGAAUGGACGAGUCCGUCAACGGGAUUCUCACAACGCUUUGCAACCACAGCUUCCACAGCCAGUGUCUGCAGCGGUGGGAGGACACCACGUGUCCUGUGUGCAGGUACUGCCAGACGCCGGAACCUGUGGAAGAGAACAAGUGCUUUGAGUGUGGAGUCCAAGAAAACCUGUGGAUAUGUCUGAUUUGCGGGCACAUUGGAUGUGGGCGCUACGUUAGCCGGCACGCCUACAAGCACUUUGAGGAGACGCAGCACACCUACGCCAUGCAGCUCACCAAUCACAGAGUCUGGGACUACGCUGGAGACAAUUACGUCCACCGGCUAGUGGCCAGCAAAACAGACGGGAAGCUAGUUCAGUAUGAGUGCGAGGGGGACAUAUGCCAAGAAGAGAAGAUUGACGCAUUACAACUAGAGUACUCUUACUUGCUGACAAGUCAGCUGGAGUCCCAGCGUAUAUACUGGGAGAACAAGAUAGUCCGAAUAGAAAAGGACACGGCCGAAGAGAUUAACAACAUGAAGACUAAAUUUAAAGAGACGAUUGAGAAAUGCGACUCGCUCGAGCACAGACUGAAUGACUUGGUCAAAGAGAAGCAAUCUGUCGAAAGGAAGUGCACCCAGCUAAACACCAAAGUGUCCAAGCUGACCACAGAGCUGAAAGAGGAGCAGGAAAUGAACAAGUGCCUGCGAGCCAACCAGAUCUUGCUCCAGAACAAGCUGAAGGAGGAGGAGAAGCUGCUGAAGGAGACAUGUGAGCAGAAGGACCUGCAGAUCACGGAGGUCCAGGAGCAACUGCGGGACGUCAUGUUCUACCUGGAGACACAGCAGAAGAUCAAUCACCUCCCCGCUGAGGCUAGGCAGGAAAUCCAAGAUGGACAGAUCAAUAUUGCCAUGGCAUCGUCAGCCGGCUCAUCGGCGGGGGGUCCCGGGAAGUCUUCAUCCCGGAAGGGUAGAGGCAAGAGGGGCAAGUGAGAGAUGAGGUGGCCGCAGCUGACCUUACUGAAACUGGCCACAGAGGGGUGGCCGGGGGCGGGGGGGCUGAAGGAGAGUCGCCUGUCAGGUGAAGCAGGCGCAAGAGUCUAGCAAGGGAUGAGCGACCAGUUUGCAGAGCCUUUCCUACCCCAGUGCACUAGCCAACAGCCAUCGGCAGCCCUUAAAAUGCUCUUUCCCUCUGCUGGCUAUCUAGCUACUCAUAGGCACUAUGUAGUGACUCCUUGGCUGUCUGGCCGUAUUUAGCCUCCCCUUCUCUGCUGCAUAACCUGAGAACACUGUGUUCAAGUUUUAGAUGUUUGCUUGAAAUCAUACUUUAAACUAAGUGCAAAAAAAAACCAAAAUGACAAGAGCCUUAGAUUUCUUUUUUCCCAGGGGGGGGGACGCAGGAAGAGACAUUGUGGCCUUGCGCCUUCUUUUUUGUAAGCUAGGAGUACGCCCGGACCCAGGCUCCCUUUCCUGAUUUUGAGGCACCUGGCUGAAAGCACAUGCAGGCAGUCUCUCCUCUUGGUAGGUGUGCGCUGCAAAGUGGCAGAAUUGCCAGUCGAGUGGGAAAGUUCUGCUCGGCUGGAAAGUUUUGUGCCAGGAGCCUUGCUGAAUGUUGGCGUUGAAGAGCUCCGAGGUGUUGGGUGCAAGAACUGCAUCUCUGUGAGAUGCAUCAUUUUUGAGGCCUUUGUCCUAAGCCUGUCCCCCAGGUUGUAAAACUUCUGGGAAGCCUUGGCUGGUGAAUCAUAGACGGAGGGCUGAGUUAACGAUGAGCAUUGUCCAGACUUUGAAGGGCUGUCCAGAAAGAGAGGGAGAAAUCUGCUUAAGGGAUGGGAAAUGCACUGAAGGUUUGCCUUGUUGAAAUCUCAGGUGCUUAGUAGAAAGGUUGAUGCUUGCAUCAAAACAAGGACCUGCUGGCUAGGGAGCUUUCUGGGAAAUUGCAAAACUACCACGCUGGGUGUCCCCGAGUUCAUUCACAAUGCCCCAGUUCCUUGUGCUGCAUUGGAACUGCAUCCUCUCCCUGUCUUCUUCCAAAUGCCCCUCCUCUUGACAACCAGUGUUUUCUGCCUUGAUACCUGACUAUGCACUGCACGUGAACACAUGUGACCAGACCCUGAAACCUGCCUUGAGAGAAAGAGAGUGAUUUAGAGUGGAAAAGCUGUGUGCAUGUACCUAACCUGUCCCAUGCCACUGCUGCUUCACUUCCUAACUGCUCCCCAUGUCCCAAGUGUGUGUUUCCGUUGUGGGGUUCCACACAUGUGGUUUUCCUUGCAACUACCUUGGGAGUUGGUUAUGUGUGUUUGUGUGUCAAUUCUAUUUUAGUUAGCCCUUAGCAGGAAAUAGCAGAAUUUCAGCAUUCUGUGCAGAAUGAGCUUGUCUGCAGGUAUUUAAGAAGCCAACCCUCCUCCAUACAAAAGAACCCUGCUCAGGGGGUUCUAAGGACAGAAACCAAGUGGAGGUGGUCAGAAAGGGGCUGGAAGACCCUCGGCCCCCUUCAGACGCCUGCAUUUUAAGCAAACCUCGUCUCUUCUGUUUGCUAAUGUCUGUGGCUGCCCUAAUGCCCUCUCGACAUCUUAAGAGAGCUGUGAAUAGGUAGGUUCUGCCUGCAACCUGAGCACUGCUUUGGGUCUUGCCCCCACCCCUCCAAAUGGCACAUUUCCUCAAGUGAAGACUUUUUGCCAUGCCAAAUGUUGCUCUUUUGCCUUGUCCGCGGCGACUUUACACUCAGCAGCAAGCGUUGCACACACCUCAAGGGCUACGACAAUUUAAGGCCCUGGUGUGUUUUUUUGUACAAGCUUUGUCUAGAUGGAGGUAUAAUGAGUGCUGGCCCUCGCUGAACAAACUAGAGCCACAGGGCGAGAUACUGGCAUUGGUAGUAUUCUACUGGCUGGAUUGAAAAUUGUAGUUAAAAAAAAACACAACAACCUACAAGUUUCCGCUAACAUGCUUAUGUUUUGCUUUGAAAAGGGAAACAAAUGCCUAUCAAACUCACUUGAUGCAGUUUGCCACCUGCAGGACCAGAUUUUUAUCAGCUUUAGUUGACUAGUAGUUUUCUGAGCUCCUUGCUGCUGACUCUUUUUGAUCAAAUUUUGUAGCACAAAUGUAUCUGUUAAAAAAAAAAGUUCUGUGCACAUGCAUUGUACAGUCUUGAUACGAUAAUUUUAAAAGCUAAAUGGUCAGUGUACCCGUCUUCUAUAGAAACGACGCUACUUAUUUUUUGAAACAAUCCUAUUUUUGCACUUGGUUACUCUUGCUUCGUGAUCUCCUCUGUCCUCCUGGGUCCCCGAAGUUAGGAUGAGGCUUGUGCAAUAUUGGUGUGCUAGGGAAGGGAAAUUCUUCAUCUGGGGAGAAAAGUUCAGGCGGAAAGAGAGGACGCGGUUUAAAAACCACUAAGUCCAUGUCAUAUAAAGAUGAACCUGGGCACCAAGAGUAAUUGUUUGAAAUGUGUUACUUAUCAGGGAAUCUUUUGGAAAGAUCAGCGUACGCUCAGCCUCUCCUUGGCAUCAUUACUUUCCUAAUUUCAGGGCUCAGAGCAAGAUCUGGAUUUUUCCCUGAGAAGCCUUUCAUUUCCUCUGAAAUGUUUUUCUUCUUCUUAGUUUCUAGUCCUAACCUCUUAGAAAUUGAGGAUAAUUGCUUGACGUUUUAAGAUGCCACCUGUGCUGUGUCCGAACACUGUUAAAUCUGCCAAGCUUUUUGCCCUGCUGAGCUAAGAGCAGUCAGAUUUAUUCAGAGGAUAGACUGGAGUUUGGCUGACACUAGCAACACCUAGAGAUUAAUAUGGGUGUCUGUUAUAAUAUUAUAUACUGUAACAUCUGCAAUGGGACUUUAUUAAACUGGAUUAAAAUAUGCA
Podarcis muralis (Common wall lizard) is the source of this 4802-nucleotide messenger RNA. RefSeq names its product BRCA1 associated protein (gene BRAP). NCBI's taxonomy places the organism in Eukaryota, Metazoa, Chordata, Lepidosauria, Squamata, Lacertidae. Gene Ontology annotation, molecular function: ubiquitin protein ligase activity; nucleic acid binding; zinc ion binding. Gene Ontology annotation, cellular component: cytoplasm. Gene Ontology annotation, biological process: protein ubiquitination; Ras protein signal transduction. The record is from RefSeq and is a predicted model, not a curated record.